Dovyalis caffra is the source of this 435-nucleotide messenger RNA. NCBI's taxonomy places the organism in Eukaryota, Viridiplantae, Streptophyta, Magnoliopsida, Malpighiales, Salicaceae. The record is from the annotation of a GenBank genome assembly.
AUGCUGGAGAUCAAGCGAGAUCGGCAGCAAGAGAUCUCGCGAGAGUGCGAGUCUCCGCUGAAUAGGAAUGGGAAAAACAAGUCACGAGCGUUAUCAUGGCCGUUGAACAAGAACCUGAGGAAGUCCAAAAAAAGGAAAGGAACUGGCAAAAUUAAAGCAAGCAUGAAAAGACUAAAAUCAGAGAUGGAAAAGAUUGGCGAACAACAGAAACGUAUUAAAAAAGGGCAAAUGGAAAUCAGAGAGAAGUUCGAAGAGAUUGAAUUUGAAUGCAAUCAACUUAUAAAGGAAAUAUUACUUAUAUCACAACAAGCUGUGCUAAAUCAACAACGCCUGAAUCUAAUGUUCAAAAUCGUUAAAGCACAAGAAGACAAAAAUUUUUCUGGAGCUGACAAACUUACUCUACGUCUUCAUUUAGUUCUGCCUCACUCUAGUUAA